Molecule: messenger RNA, 1225 nt
Organism: Effrenium voratum
Lineage: Eukaryota; Dinophyceae; Suessiales; Symbiodiniaceae
Source: the annotation of a GenBank genome assembly
AGUCGUUUUGGCUCUGCCACAGAGGGAUGGGAGCAGCCUGCCAACGACGGAGCAGGAUGGCAGAGCUUGACAAGUCCACUCUGGUGGGCGCCCGCGGGUGGAUGCAGUGGUUUGUUGGCGUGAACGAGCGGGAGCUUCUGAGCAACCGGGAGGCAGUGUUCAACGGAAGCAGCUUUGUGAAUGCAAGCACUGGGCAAGAGUGGCCAGCUGGCACCUUUGAGUGCAAGACAGUGCAGGAGUUGGAGGCUGCGGUGCGCGCGUUGCCAGAGGCAUCCGAGAGGAGCAAAGCAGCGCUACGUGUGGUGGACAGCUGUGACAUUGCUCAGCUGCAGACAGAGCUGAAGACCGAGGACGAGGCAAUGGUGCAGAUAGCGUCCAACUUCAACUGCUUGGAGAAUCCCUCACGAGGAUGCCUGCCAGACUAUGGCUGCUUGGUUGAGAAGUACUGCGUCGAUGCCACCCAGGGCCCUGCAGCGUCCUUUGGGGUGCCGGCUGCCAGCCUGCUGCGGGCACACUAUGCGUUCUAUGCCCCUGGCACCGAGCCAAGCACCUGGGGCCAGAGCAAGUCCCAACAGGUGGAGCUUCUGCAGCACGUGGAGCGCUUCUUUGCGCGCUGCGUCAACGGCAAGCUCACGCUCACCGGCGAGGAGGAGCCACUGCCGGAUGCGAGGAUAGAAGAAGUGGCUCAGCAAAUCCAGGUUGGCAUUCAUGCUGAUGCAGAGGUGGUUUUCGGGCGCUCGGACGACCACUUCAAGGUGCGGGUGCUGGCCGCUCCCUACGCGAAGGUGGACCAGGUACUGUCGGCCUCGGUGAACUGGAACUCCCCAGGCACGCGACCCGCGCAAGAGCAGCUGCUCAGCCUCACCCGCUGCGCUUUACGGGCUGUCUAUCAAGGCGCCUAUUUGGCAGCCAUCCAGCGUGGGCGCCGCCUACUCUUGCUCACCCUGGUUGGUGGCGGCGUAUUCGACAAUCCUUUGGACAUGAUCCUUGAGGAGCUGGCGGCCGCUCACGCACGGUUUGCCAACCACCCGGCAUCCAAGCUGCGAGAAGUUCGCCUGUGCCUUUUCCCAAGGGGGAUUGCUCAGGCGACAGAGAAGAAGCUCUUGGACCUCCUCGCUCGCUAAAGGCUUGGGAGUCCCCAACAAAAGGGGGCUGGUUUGCAGAUGGGCCGGAACGGCCAGAGUGAGAUCCCCGAGUCUGAUCGCAGCAUUGCAUAUAAUUUGAU